CAGUUCCUCCGCGAGUAUAAGCUCGUAGUAGUCGGUGGUGGUGGUGUCGGAAAGUCGUGUCUGACUAUCCAACUCAUCCAAAGUCACUUCGUCGACGAAUACGACCCGACAAUUGAAGAUUCAUACCGCAAGCAAUGCGUUAUCGACGAUGAGGUCGCCCUUCUCGACGUGCUCGACACGGCGGGACAAGAAGAAUACUCGGCUAUGAGAGAACAGUACAUGCGCACUGGCGAAGGCUUCCUGCUCGUCUACUCCAUCACGUCGCAACAAUCCUUCGAAGAGAUCAAGACUUUCCAACAACAAAUACUGCGCGUCAAGGACAAGGACUACUUCCCUAUGAUCGUUGUCGGAAACAAGUGCGAUUUGGACGGCGAGAGAGAAGUGUCGGUUGAAGAGGGCAAGGAGCUCGCCCGCAGCUUCGGAUGCAAGUUCAUCGAGACAUCAGCCAAAUCCCGCAUCAACGUUGAGAAUGCCUUUUACGAUAUUGUCCGCGAGAUUCGCAAAUACAACCGCGACAUCACCGGCGGCGCACCCGGCGCGAGAGCAAACGGCGGCCCUGCUGAGAAGAUGAACAUCGACGACGGCGACUCAGAGGCCGGCUGCUGCAAAUGCACCGUCAUGUAA
Aureobasidium subglaciale EXF-2481 is the source of this 624-nucleotide messenger RNA. RefSeq lists its product as uncharacterized. Gene Ontology annotation, biological process: signal transduction. The annotation marks the transcript as partial. Lineage: Eukaryota; Fungi; Ascomycota; Dothideomycetes; Dothideales; Saccotheciaceae. Gene Ontology annotation, molecular function: GTPase activity; GTP binding; GDP binding. The record is from RefSeq and is a predicted model, not a curated record. Gene Ontology annotation, cellular component: plasma membrane. The transcript is spliced from 3 exons.